Molecule: messenger RNA, 447 nt
Organism: Lodderomyces pseudojiufengensis
Lineage: Eukaryota; Fungi; Ascomycota; Pichiomycetes; Serinales; Debaryomycetaceae
Gene: MED10
Product: mediator complex subunit
Exons: 1
Coding region: 1-447 (148 amino acids)
Biological process (GO): positive regulation of transcription by RNA polymerase II
Cellular component (GO): chromatin; mediator complex
Molecular function (GO): transcription coregulator activity
Source: RefSeq, a predicted model, not a curated record
AUGGUAACAACUCAACUUAUACCUGAUGAAAAGAAUCAACCACUAGUUGAAGCGUCAGAACAAAUAUCAAAUAUAAUAGAAUCAUUCAUAGAAUUAGGAAUUUUAGUUCAUGAUAAUCAAGGAACUUCACAAUCAAAUAAAGCUUUAACAACAAAAUUACAAUCAUUAAUUACUCAAUUAAGUAAAUUAAAUGAUAUACCUAAUUUGAAUCAAAAAUUAAUUCCAUUAGAUGUUAUGUCAUAUAUUGAAGAUGGUAGAAAUCCAGAUAUUUAUACAAGAGAAUUUAUUGAAGUUAAUGCGAAACUGAAUGCAAGGAUAAAAGGUAAGAUGAAAGGUUUUGAGAAAUUAAGAGAUGUUUUAGGUGAUAAAUUAGUUAAUGAAUAUCCGAAAUUGGAAGUUGGAGUAGAAGAUAUUAAAAAAAGAACAGAAUCAAAUGGAUUAGAAUGA